ACCAACUGCAUCUUAUAUCUACGAUGAACUAUCAAGAUGGUAUUAUAUAGUAUGCAAUAAUGCAGCAAAGGAUAAAAAUGGAUUAGAAAUAUUAAAAGAAUUUCAAUCAGCCGAUACAAUUCUUCCAGCAUUAUCAAACGAAUUACCAAUCUGUCCUAAAGAUAAGCUUACAAGUAAACUGCUUAACUUUAAAAAUCUUUCUAGACCAGUUAAUUCUUCGUUUAUUUCACCUGUGAAAUUGCCAAAAAUUUGUGGUAAAUAA
This is a messenger RNA of Dentiscutata heterogama, 262 nucleotides long. The record is from the annotation of a GenBank genome assembly. NCBI's taxonomy places the organism in Eukaryota, Fungi, Glomeromycota, Glomeromycetes, Diversisporales, Gigasporaceae.